Molecule: messenger RNA, 1143 nt
Organism: Clonostachys rhizophaga
Lineage: Eukaryota; Fungi; Ascomycota; Sordariomycetes; Hypocreales; Bionectriaceae
Source: the annotation of a GenBank genome assembly
AUGGCAGGCCAGCUUACCAACAGAGGCUACUGGCUCUCAUCCUUCUCUGAGCCGGGCAAGACUAUCGACCUCCCCGUUCCCAAGGUGUCCAGCGGCAGCGUCGUUGUCGAGGUCCUAGCUACCCUUGUUCUUCCCUACCUAGCCCAGAUCCAUCAAGGAGGAGUUCAACAGGCAAAUUUGAUGCUUCCACUGGUUCCAAAUGCGAACUGCAUUGGUCGUAUAAUCGAGGUGGGCCCGGAUGCCACGCUAUUGAAAGCUGGCGACUUGGUCUGGGCUGAUAGCACCAUCGUUGGCCGUGACGAUCAUACCGUUGUCAUUGUUCAAGGCCAUCUCGGUGGCCUCGGAGAGCGUGGGCGAACACUGAUGCAGGGUGAAUGGCGUGAUGGUUCUUUUCAGAAAUACCAAAAGGUGCCGCUCGAGAGCUGCCAUCUUCUCAACGUAGACCGGCUGGUGAAAGAUCUGGGAUAUAAUUUGCUUGAGCUCACCACCAUCAUUCUUUACACUGUCGCAGGCGGCGCCAUCCUGGAGAUGGCAAAUCUCCAGGCUGGCCAGACCAUCGUCAUCGGUCCAGCCACAGGCUCCUUCAGCGGUGCUGCUGUCGAGCUGGCCCUUCUCUGUGGCGCCAAUGUGAUUGCCAUUGGCCGGACGGAAAAGACCCUAAUUACACUCAAGGAAAAGCUAGGGAGCCCCAAGAGACUGAAGUAUGCAGUCAUGACGGGGGAUGUUGAUGCCGACGCCGCUGCCAUCUUGCGACUAACUCCCGAUGGGAAGGGAGCCGACGUUUUCAACGACUGGACGCCGGGGUGGAUCGAGAAGCCAGUAUUUCUUCCAGCCGGGCUAAAGACCCUGAAGGCCUGGGGAAAGAUCAUUCUCAGCGGUGCAGCAUGGGGAUCAGCGGAUAUUCCGUAUGCCAUGUCGAUCCACAACAACUGGCAGGUGAUUGCGAGAUGGUGCUGCACACGAGGGACCCUGACCCGAGUUCUCGACUUGAUCAACCAGGGUCUUUUAGAGAUUGGGAAAUCGACAGGGGGUGAAUUUACAACCUUUGAGCAGGUGGAGGAUGUCGAGAGGGCAAAGGAGCAUGCAGCGGCGAAUGGCAGAUUCAAGAACUACACCGUCCUGCUUCCGAAUGGACCAAUCUAA